CGGUCGCUUAAGCGACGUUCAUUGGUUGUUGACAGUUCCAGGUUAGUAACAGGAUGUUGUGUGUGUGUGUGUUGCAGGUGUUCCUAUCAGUUUAGUACCCGUUUCAUACCUUUAGCUGUCCCUCAGGCAGCAGCUUCACUGAGGAUAAUGGCUGCUGCUGGUAUGCGCUGUCCGGCCUGCGGUUCCACAAACAUUGUAGACGAUGACCUGUACUCUCAGGCUCAGCUGGUGUGUGUGGACUGCGGCUCUGUGGUGUCCGAGGGAGUCCUGGCUAAUGAUCCAGUGGGAGGUUCAGAUGUCAGCUUCAGUCGAACCACUGCUGUUGCCAAAAGGCCGUGCACAAACCUGAUAAAAGGUCAGCAGCGAGUGAAAGCCAUAUGUCGGAUUCUCAUGGUCAACAGGGAGAUUGAGGAUCUCUCACAGACGUAUUACAAGAUGGCCUAUGAGCAUAAAGCUUUCCUCAAAGUGAGCCUUCAAAAGAAAGAGAUUCUUACUGGUUGUUGUGUGCUUCUAAGCUGCAGGCAGCUCAAUUGGCCCAUUACUGUGGGAACCAUCAGCUGCCUGCUGGAUGCCGACUCGAUGGCGGUGGGGGCGAUUUAUCAAGAAAUGGUCAAGAACCUCAGCAUCGAGGCCCCGAUCAUCAACGUCACUGAUGUAAUAGAAGCUCACUGUCACGAAUACAAAAUUAGCUCACUCGAUGUUCCUGAAGAAAUGGCUGAGAAUUCGAGGGACUUGACCAAACGAGCUGUGGCCCUGGUAGAGCUGGCAGCAGAUUCCUGGAUUGUGACUGGCCGUAAGCCCAUCCCCAUAAUGAUGGCAGUGACGUAUUUGGCCUGGCAAUCCUUAAAACCCAACAAGCAUCGCCUGAAAUUCUCCCUGGACAAGUUCUGUCAGGUUGCCAAAGUGAAAAAGCUCAAGUCUGCUAUGAAGAGAGUAGCUGAAAUCAAGGAGGUGUUGUGUAAGCUAGGCAAGGAAAUACCCUGGGUUAGGGAAACAGUGACACCGGAUAAUGUUAUUCAGCUGGUUGAAUGCAUUCUGCAGAACAGGUACGCCCUGCUAAGAAGAGCUAUGAGAACCCACGAGGAUGCUCUGCUGGAGGAGAGUCAAGCCAGCUGUGCUGAGGCUCCGCCUGAGGGGACUGCUUCCUCCCAAAUCUCUGAGUGUGCAGAUCAGGCUCCAAUUAUGUCUUUUGUGAAACAAAAUGGGUUGAAUUCUGACGGGAAAGAGAAGCCAGGAGAUGUAGACUAUAAUCCACGUGUACUGCCAAAGCACAGCGACACUCAGGAGAGUCAAAAUCCACCUCCAAACUGGGGUAAAAGAGUUCUGUUUGCUCCCCCAUGUGUCAUUCAUGCUAAGAAAAGGAGAGCUGUGCAGCCUGAACACACGGAUGUGACUGGUGAUGAGGAAAUCUCUGACAGUGAAAUUGACUCAUACAUUCGCACACCUCAGGAGGCUCGAGACUUCGCUUUAAUGCAGCAUAUGCUGUCUUUGUCUGACAGUGCUAAAUCAUAACCGAGCCCAGUGACUGGUUCUUCAGAGAUGGCUGGCAUAUUUAAGUUUAUGUGCACUUUUUUUCUAAUUUUUUUUUAUUUUUUAUGACUGUUGAACUCAGGAUGCAGACAUUUUCAUUGGCUUGAUUAUAUAACCUAUUCAUCUAAUUUUGUACAGUCUACAUAAGCGGCUGUGUCUUUUGUGUUUGUACUUUAAAAAGCUUCACUCAGCACUUGGAAAUGUAGCAUGAGGAAGUUAAUGUGUGUAAAUAUUUUGUUUUAAUGUAAAUGUGACUAGAGCAAAGGCCUGAUUAAAAGG
Neolamprologus brichardi is the source of this 1809-nucleotide messenger RNA. The record is from RefSeq and is a predicted model, not a curated record. Lineage: Eukaryota; Metazoa; Chordata; Actinopteri; Cichliformes; Cichlidae.